Penicillium subrubescens is the source of this 1434-nucleotide messenger RNA. RefSeq lists its product as uncharacterized. NCBI's taxonomy places the organism in Eukaryota, Fungi, Ascomycota, Eurotiomycetes, Eurotiales, Aspergillaceae. The transcript is spliced from 2 exons. The coding region runs from base 1 to 1434 and encodes 477 amino acids. The record is from RefSeq and is a predicted model, not a curated record.
AUGCGUCAUUAUGAGUCGAUGCCGCCGCCCACUAGGAACGACGAAGAGCUAUUGACCAAAUCAAACCGUGGAGAGCUUGAUGAGCGUUCCAAGGAGAUCAAAGAACUCCUUCAGAGGUCACCUGACCGCUUGAUUGCGCGUAAUGCUUUGCUUCGAGCCCGAAAGCCGGAUCAUUUCCACUACGCCCCUGAACAAUUCGAGACUCUUGUUGAUCGUGUCGCCGACUGUUUCUCAGCCGCCGUUGAACACAGACGGACAACUUCCGAGUUCCUGGCAGACAAUAAGGUGUCUACUAGAGCGAGAAGUGGUUUCCCACAGAACAAGGCCCACGCACAAGAUGCUCCACACCUUUUCCUCGAUCGUGUACAUGCCGACACGCCAUUUCCUCCGCUUACCACCUUCUUCGUUCGGUGCCGUAUUUAUUUCGCCUACUUUGGAAAGCGUCCGUCUCCGAAAUCAACAUCUGGAAGCUUGCCACAUGGUGUGUCUCCGCGAGAUACAUCGCCUCUCUUCGUUAGUGAAAGCGACUCUCCAGGUCCAGCUGCCGAGGUGCGAUCAGAACAGGCCAACCCCUCGCAAUCGGUCCAUGAGGACUAUCAAACUCAACAACUCUCGGAGGGUAGUGGAGGAACCUCAGCCGAGGACAGCGAGGAAUUAGGUCAUCAACCAGCUUUUAGUGAUCCGCAUCGAAGCCUUGAGGAUGAGGACAUGGGUUAUGAAACUACCGUCGCAGCCGAAGACUAUCUUCAAAAUGAUUCCCCAGAGUUAUUGGGAGGUCAAGAGGCUGAUAUCGUUUCCUUGAGGCCAUUACUCGAUCCUCUGGAUUUAAGGUCCCCGGUCGCCACCCAAUAUGAGAGUAACGAUGAGCUUACUACCCAUUCGCAAAGCCCGAAGCAACUAUCGACCCCUGAAGAGAAUGCUUCGGAAUACGAAGACCCAGAGCAGGAAGACCAAAAUCCUAUCAAAGACUACUCUUCUUCUGUGUACUCUGUGAGAAGGAGAAGUAGCAUUAGAGAAGACAGAGACAUCGAGACACCAUGCAGGUUCGAAGAAGAUUUAAUUCGGGCACUUCAGGAACGGGAGAGACUUGAUGAGGACUGGGAACGAGAACGGCUUGAGCAAGAAUAUGGAGCCCUACCCUCGGAUACUGGAAGGGAUGAAUCGGUACAUUCACGAGACCGGACGGAGCGUGAGGCUGCUCUAGAGGCCGUGGAAGAGGAAGUGGAGACUUUUGAACAUCCCGACGGGGAGCAACGGGACAGCUCUCCAUCCGACGACGGUCUCUACAAGGCAACGCGCCUUGCGGAGGUGGUUGAUUUCAAGUUCUUUUCUUUUGAGCGUGGACAAUUCCGAGUGGUCGAUCAUAUCCGGGUCGAACCCUCAGACACGUCUGUUGUAGAACGUUCUGCUAAGAAAUACAUGCUGGAGCUCUAA